AUGGUCGGUCCUACGAUUCAGGAUGACCGUUUUUCAUUACUAAUUCGAUUUGGUACUCACAAAUGUGCACUAACCGUAGAUAUAGCGAAAAUGUAUCGUGAGGUCCUGGUACUCACCGACAAUACUAUUUACCAAAAAAUACUCUUGCGCGAAAAUGAAAACGAGCCUCUUAAAAUAUAUUCGUUAAACACUUUGACAUACGGUACAUCCUGUGCUUCCUUUCUCGCAAUUCGCGCGCUGCCUCAGUUAGCCGACGACAAAGGAGCACACCAUCCAAUCGCAGCUGCCGUUUUGAAAAGAGAUUUUUAUGUAGACGAUCUUUUAAGUGGCGCAAGCAUACAGCACGAAACCUCUAGUUUCGGAGGUUUCAAACAACCCGUCUGA
Messenger RNA from Belonocnema kinseyi, 384 nucleotides. RefSeq lists its product as uncharacterized. The record is from RefSeq and is a predicted model, not a curated record. NCBI's taxonomy places the organism in Eukaryota, Metazoa, Arthropoda, Insecta, Hymenoptera, Cynipidae. The transcript has a single exon. The coding region runs from base 1 to 384 and encodes 127 amino acids.